UUCCAGAAACUCACAAUUCUUCGAGAAUCAUCUUCUCUGUGUGUUUUUUUUUCUUCUCUCUGGCCCUUUAUUCAUCAGAUUUUGUGUUUAUUGUUCACAUCAAAGGAGAAUAUGAGCAGCAGAAACAGUCGCACCAUCUAUGUUGGGAAUCUUCCUGGUGACAUUCGUUUGAGAGAAGUAGAAGAUCUGUUCUACAAGUAUGGACCCAUUGUUGAUAUUGAUUUGAAGAUUCCACCACGACCACCGGGCUAUGCUUUUGUUGAGUUUGAAGAUGUUCGUGAUGCUGAAGAUGCAAUUUACGGCCGAGAUGGGUAUAAGUUUGAUGGAUGUCGAUUGCGGGUGGAAUUUGCGCAUGGUGGAAGGGGACACUCUUCUUCUGUGGAUCGUUACAGUCGUAGUGGAAGUAGCCGUGGUGGUGUUCCUCGACGAACAGACUAUCGGGUUUUGGUUACUGGAUUACCUUCUUCUGCUUCAUGGCAAGACCUGAAGGAUCACAUGCGUCGUGCUGGUGAUGUCUGCUUCUCUGAAGUUUUCCGUGAUCGUGGUGGAAUGGCAGGAAUAGUUGAUUAUACAAACUAUGAUGACAUGAAAUAUGCUAUUAGAAAACUUGAUGAUUCUGAAUUUCGGAAUGCCUUUUCUCGAGCAUAUGUACGGGUGAAGGAAUAUGACUCUAGACACAGCUACUCCAGGAGUCCAUCUCUUGAUUCUAGACGAAGUGAUUAUUCUAGAAGUCCCAGUCGUAGUCCAUAUAGGGGAAGAGGCCGAAGCCAGAGCCGAAGCAGAAGUCGAAGCCGUAGCCGUAGUUAUAGCGGCAGGAGCACUAGUCUAUCUCCAAGGCACAAGCACUCUCGUCGGUCACGUUCAAUUUCUGAACAAUCCCUCUCAAGAUGCAGGGAGAGCACGGUUUUCAUAUCUCUUCAAUAUGAAUAUUGUGUUGACUGCUCACUGAUGUAUUACACUGUGCACACCGAGUUCCUUUUCUUUUAUGCAUUCACAUCCUUUCUCCAUGUUAAGAAAAAAGAUACAAGGGACGUUUUGACUACCUUCUUAUUUGUUUCUUCUUGAGACCAACACAAUUUCUAUUUCUUGGCUUUUCAUCUUUUGAAAUGUUCUGACAUUCAGAUUUUGGAAAUGAGAAAUGUUAUGAAGUGUAUCGAUAUAUGUUUGCGUACUUAGUUUUCUUUCUUCUUUCUUUUUAAACAUAAAAUGAGAAUGGUUGCUGCAUGCUUUAUGUUCUCUCUUUUUAUGUAAAAGUAGGAAAGAAAUAAGAACUACUAAAAGGCAACAGAUUCAGCUCUAAAGCUUUUCUAGUCAUACAUGGCUUAGUUGAAUCUGCUGGUAGACAUUGGCUUUUAUGCAAAGAAUGUUGACUUUUGUUGUGGUUUUCAAGCAUUCUAAAAGGAUGAACGUAUUAACCUUCUUGAGAAUCCCUUAGCGAGACUUCAAGCAUGCACUUGUAUAAUUGUCAUGAUUCACUUAGCAAUUGUUUUCUUAUGCUGUCGCUCCAAUAAACAAACACUGUUCAACUUUACUCUGGGAGUGGUGGAAGAAAGCAUAAAAUAGACCCCCUUUAUGUCAGUCAAAUACUUCUGUUUUUUCCUUUGGAUAUGCUCGGGCCUUCACAGUUAACAAAAUAGAGGUUUGCAGUUUGGGAAGUCAUCAUUGUUUGUUUAUG
Molecule: messenger RNA, 1675 nt
Organism: Cucumis melo (muskmelon)
Lineage: Eukaryota; Viridiplantae; Streptophyta; Magnoliopsida; Cucurbitales; Cucurbitaceae
Product: serine/arginine-rich splicing factor SR30
Exons: 12
Coding region: 112-1065 (317 amino acids)
Cellular component (GO): nucleus; cytoplasm; ribonucleoprotein complex
Molecular function (GO): mRNA binding
Source: RefSeq, a predicted model, not a curated record